Messenger RNA from Fonsecaea nubica, 1614 nucleotides. RefSeq lists its product as hypothetical. Gene Ontology annotation, molecular function: protein binding. The record is from RefSeq and is a predicted model, not a curated record. NCBI's taxonomy places the organism in Eukaryota, Fungi, Ascomycota, Eurotiomycetes, Chaetothyriales, Herpotrichiellaceae. The transcript has 2 exons. The coding region runs from base 1 to 1614 and encodes 537 amino acids.
AUGAAGAAACUUCGUUCCCUGGGCGCAUUGGCGCUUUAUGCUCCCAGUGUAUUUGCGCAGAGCUGCAUAUCACUGGCUGGUUCGAAGACGUGUCCUGCUUUCAACUCUUCCUCAAUAUCAACAGAUGCUACUUUAGUUGCCCUAUAUCCCUUUCUUGCCUUUGUCACGUCGACCGAGAGCUUCGAUACUCAGUUAUCUCAAUAUGUGGAUGAACAAUAUGUACAGACAAAAUAUGUCAAUAUCUUUGGCUGUGACAAUGUGAAUUUGGGCAACACCACCAGCUAUUACGCCCGUUAUACGACCAGCUUUCUCUGCAAUGGCAUUGUGCAGAAUUCUCGGACACCCUGCGGUCUAUCUGUGGCUGAUUCCGAACCUCUGUGCGCCGACUCUUGCGCCGAAUUGGCGUUGAGCGAGGAGCAAAUUGUCUCAAGCGAUCUAUGCCCUGGUCGCAAUAAUGACUACGCGGACGAACUCCGAGCCGAUUUCACCAACUGUGCAUUACCCGCCAAUUCUAUUAGUGGCAGCUGUAUCACAGGCGAGUCGAACGAACCUGAGAAUUGUGGGUUUGGCAGCAAUUUGAUGGGUCUGUGCAGUUUCUGUCGCUCAAGUACCCUCAAUGGGACAGACUCGUGCUGCCUGACUUCCAACGCGACAGGCAGAUGCCAGGACGUUACGCUCCCUGUCUUCUCCACCAUUUCAAACCUCUUCUCUUCUACUAGCCCUACAUCCUCACCUACUUCGAGCCCAACAGCAGUCGCCAGUCAUGGAGGUGGUGGCUUGAGUGGUGGGGCGAUUGCCGGCAUCGUUGUUGGAUCUGUCCUGGGAUUUCUGAUCCUACUUGCCGUGAUCAUCCUGUGCUUCAUUUGCUUCCGUCGCAGGCAUAAUCAUAGCAAAGCAGGCAGCGUUCUCAACCAACCUUCGCCUCAGAGGAAGGGUGUCGUGUCUGCAUCCUACAACCAACCCAUGACACAGCAAGGAUAUGAGGUCUUACCUGGCGGACGUGUUGCUCGUAUGUCGGCGCUGCAAGAUGACCAGCCAGGUGUCGGGCCCACAAUCGGACCACGCAAUUACACAUCCCACACCGACCCAUACGGUGACAGUCCAGAUUCGCGCGAAAAGGGGAUGGGUGGGAUGAAAGCUAACGGCUCACCGGGGAGCGACUCACAAAAUGGGUCUUCCCCUGGUGACUUCUCAUCUCCAGAAGGAGUCGCCAGUGGACAAUCGGAGCAGUUACCGUUCUUCAAGGAUUACUACUCUAACGACGAUAUUCAUCCUGGAGAUAAGGUCUCGGUGUUAUGGGCAUAUCAGCCUCGAGCGGGAGACGAGUUUGAAUUGGAACGUGGUGACAUGCUGAAAGUGGUCGGCAUCUGGGAUGACGGCUGGGCGACGGGAGUGCGGAUCAACGAGCGGGCAGAGGACUAUGAUGGCAAGCAUAAGGUGCAGCGAGACAGUGGUGUGUCAAACGGUUCGGCAACUCGAGAAGAAUCCCCUACUCCGCCGGGCGAAAUCAAGGCCUUCCCACUGGUCUGUGUCUGCCUCCCGGAAGCGUGGAAGAAGACGGUAGAAGGCGAUACAUCGGCCGAAAGCGGCUCAGGCGGUCCUCCACCGAUAUGA